Messenger RNA from Striga hermonthica, 2193 nucleotides. Lineage: Eukaryota; Viridiplantae; Streptophyta; Magnoliopsida; Lamiales; Orobanchaceae. The record is from the annotation of a GenBank genome assembly.
AUGGAGGAGAGGAAGAAGUACCCGAUUGGGGUUGAGUUUUAUACUCUGUAUGAGGAGGUCGGGACGGGAGUCAGCGCGGCUGUUCACCGCGCCCUCUGCAACCCACUCGAUGAGGUCGUCGCCAUUAAAAUUCUCGACUUUGAGCGCAAUAACAGCGAUCUGAAUAACAUUUCACGGGAAGCACAGACAAUGGUCCUUGUUGACCAUCCUAAUGUUCUUAAGUCACACUGCUCGUUCGUUAAUGAUCACAAUCUUUGGGUUGUGAUGCCUUACAUGGCUGGAGGUUCUUGUCUUCACAUCUUGAAGGCUGCACACCCAGAUGGUUUCGAGGAGGUUGUCAUUGCUACAAUUUUGCGGGACGUGUUGAAGGGCUUGGAUUACCUUCACCAACAUGGACAUAUUCAUCGUGAUGUCAAAGCUGGUAAUGUUCUGAUUGAUUCCCGUGGUGGAAUCAAACUGGGGGAUUUUGGUGUUUCCGCCUACUUGUUUGAUGCAGGUGACCGGCAGCGCAUGAGGAAUACAUUUGUGGGCACCCCCUGCUGGAUGGCACCUGAGGUCAUGGAGCAAGUGAAUGGUUAUGAUUUCAAAGCUGAUAUAUGGUCUUUUGGCAUAACUGCUCUGGAACUUGCACAUGGCCAUGCCCCUUUCUCGAAGUAUCCUCCGAUGAAGGUAUUGCUUAUGACUUUGCAAAAUGCGCCACCUGGUCUUGAUUAUGAGAGGGACAAAAAAUUCUCAAAGUCCUUUAAGCAGAUGAUUGCUAGCUGUUUGGUGAAGGAUCCUUCAAAAAGGCCAACUGCAAAAAAAUUGUUGAAGCAUUCCUUUUUCAAGCAAGCUAGAUCAAACGAUUAUAUUGCUAGAACUCUUCUGGAAGGGCUGCCAGCUCUUGGUGACCGUCUUCAAGCAUUGAAGAGAAAGGAGGAGGACAUGCUUGCACAAAAGAAAAUGCCAGAUGGAGAGAAAGAGGAGAUAUCCCAGAAUGAAUAUAAACGUGGGAUCAGUGGGUGGAAUUUCAACCUCGAUGAUAUGAAGGCUCAAGCUUCAUUGAUCCAGGAUGAUGAUGGUGCUUUGGAAAAAGACGAAGAUAUGCAAAACAAACUACAAUAUCAGUCAUCUUUAUCCAAAAGCUUUAAAGUGCUUCAACACCAAUUAUCCUUUGCAAGUCAGUGUUCUGAUGCAGCAGAUUCUGAUGAUAACACACCCGCUUCUGUCUCGUCAGUGGACUCCCCGAGAAACUUAUCUAAAAUUGAAAAGUCUGAAGAUGAUGCGAGUGUCAUGACAACAUUGGAGCAACCAACAACAAACAUGCCUCUUAGUUCUGAGAAUCAUGCAGACAAUAACCUAGUAGAAAAGGCUGAAGCGGAGGCAAACAAAAGAUUAACAGACGGAGCCCCCACUAAUUCUGGUGAUAAAGUCCAAAAUCAGUCCCGCGCUGGGCCAGCCAAUCAGCAACCUUCAGAGUCUGUACAUGGAGAAAUAAUAUCCAAAGGCUCAAAAACAUCAGUUAAUGGUGAUGAAGCCGAUGAGAAGGCCAAGAAUCAAGUUGUUCAGCAAAAAGGAAGAUUUAAGGUCACUUCAGAGAAUGUUGAGCAGGCUGUUCCAGCUCCUAUACUACAGAAAAGCCAUAGCAUGCAGGUGAUGGGUCCACUGUCUUCCAUAUCGUCACCUCCAUUAUCUUCCAUAUCAACAGCAUCACUCUCUGAUGCUACUUCAAGUUUUGGUCAUGCCAUUUUUCCCAGUUUACAGUCCGUUCUGCAGACAAAUAUUGUUCAAAGGGAUAGCAUCCUUCAUUUAAUGAAGCAAAUAGCUGUUGGUGAUCCUUUGGAUGUGGAAUGCCCACAGAUUAACAUGGCAUACGCUGAUAAAUCCUUGUUAGAUGCUUCUCAUGAUAGAGAACGGGAGUUGCUUCGAGAAAUCAAUGACCUCCAAUUAAGGCUUGCACGUGCCCAGGAGGAGCUCCAAAAAUAUAAAGCAGAGAAUUCGCGGCUGGAGAUCCUACAUCAACCAACCACAAUUGACACCAAAACAAACCAGGCCCAAGCUCAAUACUCGGACCUCGGUCUGGCCUCAGUUGCCAAUCCUUCCUUCCAACACCAGGAGAAGAGAAGCAGCACGGUGGACAUUGCUGGAAUUUCCGUCGCAUCUUCCCAGAAAGGGAAAAAAACGGGCCGCCACCCAAAACCGCGUAUCAAUUAA